AUGGAGCUUAACCCUUCGUGGGACAUGGACAAACUGGAAGCGAUUGUACCUCGGGAUGAACUUUGGAAAUUCACAGAUAACUUUAAGAUUAAACCGACUGUUUCUGAUAGACCCAUUUGGCCGACAGGGAAGGGAAAUGCUUUUUCGGUUAAAUCAGGGUAUUUACUUGCGAGUUCCCUUAGGAGUUCUCAUGAAGCUUCGACGUCGGUGGAUGACUCUGAGCUGUGGAAUUGGGUGUGGGGUCUGGAAGUUAUACCCAAAGUCAAACUUUUCCUUUGGAAGUGUUUGAGUGGAAGCCUUCCUACUGCUCAAGCCCUCGUUUCCAGAUCAGUUGAGCUUCAACCGUGGUGUAGAAGAUGUGGAGAGGAAAUGGAGAGUAUUGAGCAUGCUAUUCGGGACUGCUCGUGGGCAGCGUUUCUUUGGGAAAUUUCUCCUCUUCGCCUCACACCGGUAAAUCAAAGUGAUCCAUGGAAUGUCAAGGUUUGGGUUGAAAGGAUACGAAGCAUUCCGGAUAAAGAAGUUCAUAACCUUUUUGCUUCUCUGUGUUGGGCUUGCUGGUAUGCUCAAAACCUCUGUCUUUCAGGAUAA
This is a messenger RNA of Salvia miltiorrhiza (redroot sage), 588 nucleotides long. RefSeq lists its product as uncharacterized. The record is from RefSeq and is a predicted model, not a curated record. Bases 1 to 588 code for a protein of 195 amino acids. The transcript has a single exon. NCBI's taxonomy places the organism in Eukaryota, Viridiplantae, Streptophyta, Magnoliopsida, Lamiales, Lamiaceae.